CGUUUGGGUUUUCUUUUCCACAGUUCCAGUUUCUGUAUUCGAUUUUGGUGAAAUCAAUGCGUAGAAAGUGAAUUGCAAUCGCUUUGACAUUACGCAAAAGCCACGCGAAAAGUGAAAAUCCCCGCACAAACUGGACUUUGCCGAAAACAGGUGAAUACUAGCAUUUGCUUAGCGUGCUUUAAUUGCCUGCUAAAUAAUCAACGGGCCGACCGAAUCGAACCGAACACAAAGCGGAUCGUGCGGCCGCCGAUGCGUCUGUUAAUCCAAACGGCAACGGCAACGGGCGGAGCUGCUGCAGCUGCUCUACAGUCCCACUCGCAGUCCCAGUACAAUUACAGUAGCAUGCGUGAGGACGAUAUCGAGCUGGCCAUUAAGGUGGUGAUCGUCGGCAAUGGAGGCGUCGGCAAAUCCUCAAUGAUCCAGCGCUAUUGCAAGGGCAUCUUCACCAAGGACUACAAGAAAACGAUUGGAGUUGAUUUUCUGGAGCGCCAGAUCGAGAUCGAUGGCGAGGAUGUGCGCAUCAUGCUGUGGGACACGGCCGGCCAGGAGGAGUUCGAUUGCAUAACCAAGGCGUAUUAUCGGGGCGCCCAGGCCUCAGUGCUAGUCUUCUCGACGACAGAUCGCGCCUCCUUCGAUGCCAUCAAGGAGUGGAAGCGCAAAGUGGAGAACGAAUGCAAUGAGAUACCCACGGUGAUAGUGCAGAACAAGAUUGAUCUAAUCGAGCAGGCUGUGGUCAGUGCGGACGAGGUGGAAACGCUGGCCAAGAUGCUCAACUGCCGACUGAUACGCACCUCCGUCAAGGAGGACAUCAAUGUGGCCUCUGUGUUUCGCUAUUUGGCCACCAAGUGCCACCAGCUGAUGACGCAGAGCUACGACCAGGUGGCCGGCGCUGGCGCCAACAAUAGUCAGCAACAGUCAACGCAUCCGCCCUACAGCAGCACACCCACCAUCAGCGCCUUCAGUCCGACCUUCACCAAGUCCAGCAGCGGCACUAUUGUCCUGCGGCCGGCCAAAAAGGGCAGCAGCUCCAGUGCGGCGCGAAAGCGCAAAAUUGUGCUCAAAAAGUGCGGCAUCUUGUGAGGCGGCUAAGGAGCCCCAAAUCAAGUUGUAGGCAUGUGACCAGCCAAGCGUUGGAUGCAGCCACAGCCCCAAGUCAGCAGUCAGAGCCAUUCACUAGUCGUGCACAGACUCCGCAAUGUUGGCAGUCAUUGCAUGAUAUGUGGAGUGGAGCAGGGAAGAAGGGGGAAAGAUGGGAAUCAGGGGGGUGUGAACAGAUAAAAAACAUAAGCACACGAAUAGUUUAUUUAACAAAAACUUUGGCUUAACGAAGUUUAAAUACUCUUGCAGUCAGCAAAAUAAAUAUAUUAAAAUAUUUUAGAUUUUGGUCCACUUUAACUGCCUAAACUCUGGUGUUAAUUGACUAAUAUUUCAGUCAAUCCUUGUACAUGUAAAGUAUCAGCAAAUUUAAUAUAUUAUACAAGCUUAACUUUAAAAAGCUUAAAAAAUGAAAUAGCUAAAAAUUGUAAAGCGAAAACAAUUUUGGUCCACUUUAAUGACUUAAACUGAUUGUAAAUUAAUAAAAAAUCAACUAAUAACAUCAUAAACUAUUUAUAAAUAAAUAAUUUAAGAAUAUUGUCAUGAGUUAAAUAUAUUUUGGUACAGUUUGACAGCUUUAACUGACAUUUACUAAGCAAGAAAGUUAAACAGAAAUCCUUACUAAAAUAAAAACUAAGAAUUUAAGAUUAAAUCUCUGCGUUACGAACAGCUUUUAGAAAUGUAUAAGACCCAACUGCAAGGGUAUUUAAAAUCACAAGCUCAAAAUGCAUGUGCAAUAAUUUAUGCAACUACUCUAAUUUUUAGUCUAGUUAGUAAUAGAUAAGCAUGUAACCGACUUUUCAUUGUAUAAUGCCCACUUUUCUAUAACGGAGACUGAU
Messenger RNA from Drosophila montana, 1934 nucleotides. It is a transcript of the gene Rab23, whose product is annotated as RAS oncogene family member Rab23. Lineage: Eukaryota; Metazoa; Arthropoda; Insecta; Diptera; Drosophilidae. Gene Ontology annotation, molecular function: GTP binding; GTPase activity. The record is from RefSeq and is a predicted model, not a curated record. The transcript has 3 exons. Gene Ontology annotation, biological process: vesicle-mediated transport. Bases 250 to 1080 code for a protein of 276 amino acids.